Glycine soja is the source of this 882-nucleotide messenger RNA. RefSeq lists its product as uncharacterized. Bases 128 to 583 code for a protein of 151 amino acids. Gene Ontology annotation, cellular component: spindle microtubule; outer kinetochore. Gene Ontology annotation, biological process: mitotic cell cycle; chromosome segregation; cell division. The record is from RefSeq and is a predicted model, not a curated record. Gene Ontology annotation, molecular function: microtubule binding. NCBI's taxonomy places the organism in Eukaryota, Viridiplantae, Streptophyta, Magnoliopsida, Fabales, Fabaceae. The transcript is spliced from 5 exons.
UGUCUUGAUAUUUGAAUUCGUUUGGGCUCCUGUAAAUUGAAAUUGAAAAGGUAGGUGUACGUAACCGUAACUGCACUGUGAACAUUUGAACCCAAUCCCCAACUCAGCACUGCAUCGUGAAGCCGAAAUGGGGAACCAAUACCACCAAGCAACAGAUGGGCUUCUGAGCCUUUUCACAAAGGCCAAUCACGAUCUCUCUAUGGUUCACCAUCGUCUCGAAAAGGAGUUUCAGCAGGUUUACCCCGACAACGCUAACCCUAUGAAGCUGGUUUCUAGAAUCAAGAAGGUUCAGGAAGAUAUAUCAAUCUUGAAGGGGCAGUGCCAUGAGCUUCUGGCUGCUAAGCAGGAUUUGAUUGAUAAGGCUCAGAGAGUUCUGGUGGAGAACAGAAAUUUGGUGCAGCGUAUGCAGCCGUCCUUGGGCAUCUCCCCCUCUGGUGAAGAUGAUGCUGCAUUCACUAACUUCAAACAGGUAAUUGAAGAAUGGACAGCACAAGUAAGAUCCAAAACAGGGAAUGAAACACAUGAUGCUGAUUCUGGAUAUAUCAACAAACUACUAUUCUCAGCUAUAGUUCAAAGUAAUUGAUUUGCUAUUUCAAGGAUAGUAGAUGUUGCAGAUGCCAAGCUCCUUGGGUUUCACUAAUGAUACAUAACAUAGACUUGUAAUGUAGUAUGCUUCUAGUUGGUUAUUGUUCUUUUAAGAUGUAGCUGUUCUAGGUUCACUGACUGGUGUGCAUCUUUUGUUGGAAUGGCUAGUAGAAAACAAAUUUGAUUUUACUUAUAUAAAGAAAUGGAAUUGUGUUCACAGAAACAAUGAAUAGUGUUCACUGACUGGUGUGCCUCUAUUGUUGGAAUGGCUAGUAGAUAUCAAAAUUGAUUUUACUU